Messenger RNA from Triticum dicoccoides, 809 nucleotides. Its product is annotated as citrate-binding protein-like. The transcript has 2 exons. The record is from RefSeq and is a predicted model, not a curated record. NCBI's taxonomy places the organism in Eukaryota, Viridiplantae, Streptophyta, Magnoliopsida, Poales, Poaceae. Bases 16 to 681 code for a protein of 221 amino acids.
UGGCAUAGUGCGACAAUGGCCUCCCUCACAAGUCCAUGGCUAGUGCUUCUCGUGGGCAUGGGCUGCACGUUCCUCGCGGCAGCCAGCGGCGGUAGCCGGAACCCCACCGCCGGCUUCGAGAAGGUGGAGCUCACCGAUGGCGACUUCCAGGUGCAGAGCCCGUCCAACGUGCCGGAGAGCCAGCGGUUCCAGUACCACAACGGGGUGCGGACGUUCUGGGUGCACCGAAACGACAAGCCCAUCAACACCGCCACCCACACCAACCCUCGCUCCGAAGUGAAGCUCCGGGGCCACGACUACUCGUCGGGGGUGUGGCAGUUCGAGGGCUACGGCUACGUGCCGUCGGGGACCUCCGGCGCAUCGGUGAUGCAGAUCCACAACCAGGAGGGCGCCGCGCACUCGACGAUACUGAUGUUGCACGUCUACAAUGGUGUCCUACGCUUCUACAGCGGGACGGUGGUCGAACCCGACAUCUACAACCGGUGGUUCCGCCUAAACGUGGUGCACGACGUCCGGGCAUCGACGGUGGCCGUCUACAUCGACGGCAAGCACAAGUUCGGCACCAGCGUGACCCCCAGCGAGUCCUACUACUUCAAGUUUGGGGUGUACAUGCAGCACCACGACCAGUCCAGCUGCAUGGAGUCGCGUUGGACCAACGUCACGCUCUACACUAAGCACUGAGUAGAUGCAUGGGUAGCAUGCGUAUUGGUACUGCGGUCUACGGUAGCAUGCAUGUAUUUUUACACCACGUACGGGCCCUAUGUAUAUUAGUUUCCACGAGUUGAAUAAAAUUUGUUGCUUUGAGUGUC